AUGUAUGCUACAGGGCUUGCUCUUGCUGCUGCUCCUAUCACGGAUGCCAAGUUGGUCACAUUGUGCCUGCACGGCCUUGGACCUGAUUAUCACGAGUUCUUUGCUGCUAUCCAUCCUCGCGACUCUGGUCCUCCUAUUGAAGAUCUGGAACGACUGGUCACACUCGAAGCUGAUCUCCGUGUCACAAAGUCUGACUCUCCAGCUACUGCCUUCGCCACUCAAUGUGAUUGUGGCUGUGGCCGCCAUGGUGGCUCUGCUGGCGCGGUUCUGGCGGUCCACCCUUCCUUCUAUGCCCCUAUCGGGCGUAUCCUGGGACUCUCCUUGCGGUGA
Messenger RNA from Linum trigynum, 330 nucleotides. NCBI's taxonomy places the organism in Eukaryota, Viridiplantae, Streptophyta, Magnoliopsida, Malpighiales, Linaceae. The record is from the annotation of a GenBank genome assembly.